Molecule: messenger RNA, 2688 nt
Organism: Aspergillus niger
Lineage: Eukaryota; Fungi; Ascomycota; Eurotiomycetes; Eurotiales; Aspergillaceae
Exons: 3
Coding region: 1-2688 (895 amino acids)
Biological process (GO): nucleoside metabolic process
Molecular function (GO): catalytic activity; protein binding
Source: RefSeq, a predicted model, not a curated record
AUGGCCCACACUCUUGAUGAUUAUACGAUCGCAUGGAUCUGUGCUUUGCCUCUCGAGGCGGCAGCAGCCCGGGCCAUGCUGGACAAGACCCACAUUCUACCCGAAAGAGCGAGUGAUCCGAACGCCUACGACUUUGGCGAGCUCAACGGCCAUCAUAUUGUUAUUGCCUACUUACCGAACGGUAUCUACGGGACUGUCUCGGCGGCGACUGUCGUGUCGCGUAUGCGUUUGACCUUUCCUCGGCUUCAAUUUGGACUGAUGGUGGGAAUUGGGGGCGGGGUCCCGAGCAAAAACCACGAUAUUCGAUUGGGUGAUGUUGUUGUCAGUACACCAGGUGGAAGGCAUGGUGGGGUGAUACAAUACGAUUAUGGCAAGGCAGUGCAGGGUGGACAAUUUGAGCCUACGGGGAUGCUGAAUCAGCCACCGCAGGCUCUUCUAACACAUAUAAGCCAAAUCCGAGCAAAACAGAUGACAACUGGCGAUGAUGUUCUCUCCUUCGUAAUAAGCGAAGCCCUGAAACGGAACCCUGGCAUCAAAGAAAGAUUCUCCCGUCCAGUACAAGAUUUAGACCUAUUUUUCUGCUCUUCCUACCACCAUGACGACAAGGAAUCUGAUUGUGGAAAGUGUGAUAGAAACCAACUAGUGGAACGGCAACCACCCGAAAGAAAAACGCCCUACAUUCAUUACGGCUUGAUAGCGUCUGGAGACCAGGUGAUGAAAGACUCAGAAACACGAGAUCGUUUAGCCGACCAGCAUCCGAUUCUUUGCUUUGAGAUGGAAGCUGCAGGCCUCAUGAAUGAGCUUCCAACCCUCGUGGUCCGGGGUAUAUGUGACUAUUGUGACUCCCACAAGCAAAAGCAGUGGCAAGGAUAUGCAGCAUUGACAGCUGCUGCCUAUGCAAAGCUUCUCAUUUCAGAUAUGCCUGUCUCCCACAUAUACUCUCGCUCACUGGAGACACGAAAGGAGCAGCAUUGGGUGGUCCCUCUACUCAGAAAUAAAAAUUUUGUUGGCCGCCUAGAUGAGAUCAAGAAACUGGAAGACCAGAUCAUGAUGCAAGAUGGUUACAGAAGGGUCGCAAUUACUGCUUUAGAGGUGGCUUACCGUAUCCGCGAAAAAGACAAGGAGCGCUCUGUCUUCUGGAUCCCGUGUACUAGCCGUGCGUUGAUUGAGGCAACAUUCUUGAAAAUCGCGGUGACUGUCGGAAUCAGUGAUAUAAAGCCAGCCGAGAUAAAGGAACAACUUAAAGGAUACUUUAGCUGUCAGCGUGCAGGAAGGUGGCUCUUGAUCUUCGACAAUGCGGACGAUACAGAUAUGUGGUUAGCGGACAGUGGGGCAGACCCUGCUCUUGAUGGUUUUCUCCCUCAAAGUGAACACGGCAAUAUCCUUUUCACAUCACGGAACCGAAAACUUGCCUUGAAACUAGCACCAUUCAGUAUCGUUUCAAUUCCGAAUGAGGAUACGAGCACUGCUUUCCAGAUGAUGCAGAAAUUGCUGGUCCAGGAAGAUUUGUCUCGAAAUCUUCACACCGCAGGUAUUUUACUAGAACGACUCGCCUUCCUUCCCCUGGCAAUUACCCAGGCAUCUGCAUACAUCAUCGAAAAUGGGAUAACAUUGCCUGAAUACCUCGCACUUCUCCAAGAGCAGGAACAGAAUGCAGUGGAGCUUCUUAGUGAGGACUUUAAUGACCCAGGACGUUACAAGGAUAUCCAAAAUCCAGUGCUAACUACUUGGUUGAUCUCAUUUAUACAACUUCAGAACCACAAUCAAUUGGCAGCAGACUAUUUGUCUUUCAUGGCUUGCAUCAAUCCACGAAACAUUCCGCGGUCUCUUCUCCCACUUCAAGCAACAAAGAAACAGACUGUUGAUGCUUUAGGCCUUUUGAAUGCAUACUCAUUUACCAACAGCCGGGAUACAGAUAUAAGUCUGCACACUCUUGUCCAUAUUUCCACGCGAAACUGGCUUCGAAAGACUGGCCAGUUUAGUGUAUGGGUAAGGAAGGUGUCAGACCAAAUGCAGAAAGUAUUUCCCAAUAGUCACUAUACUAAUCAAGGACUAUGGCGGGAGUAUCUUCCUCAUGCUUUGGCACUUGUGGAAGAUUAUGAGUUUGUCAAACAACAAGACGAUUAUUCUGGGUUCAUUCAAAAAAUUGCAGAUUGUCUUGCUAGUGAUGGAAGGUAUUUCGAGGCAGAAAUUCACUACAAGGCUCUUUUGGAAAACAACCGACAAUUGCACGGGGUCGAGCAUCCUAUGACUCUCGCAAGCAUGAAUAGCCUGGCAUUAACACACCGCAAUCAGGGCCGAUGGAAUGAAGCUGAGAAGUUUGACAAGACAGUGCUACGGUCCGACAUUGUAUGUGAUCUGAUAGCGUUCGUAGAUGACUUUACCGCGUGGGUGACCGGACCAAGUACGCAGAGCAACCGGGAAGGUAUUGAGGGAAUCAUUAAAGAGGCGCUUGACUGGGAAAGACGAAGUGGGACAACUUUUGAAGCAGAGAAAACAGCCAUCAUAUACUUCACUCCUAAGGCUUACAAAUUGGACCGGGAGUCCUUCACUAUCAAGGGACAAACUGUUGAACCCAAAGACCAUGUUAAGAUUCUGGGCGUCCUGAUGGAUACAAGUCUUAAAUAUAAGGAAUACAUUGCAAGGGCAGCGUCCAAGGGCCUUGAGGCAGUGAUGGAGCUUCGAUGA